GAUAUCAUCCACCCUCCUUUGCUGUGCUCCGCGUUGUCGUUGAACGGUUCCUGUCCGUUCGCUUUGGAGUGAUAUCAUCGUGUGUUUAUUUUGUGUACUCGUCGUACAUUUACAUACAUCUGGGCCACGAAAUACAAGCAAAGAGGAGAGAAGAAGAAAAAAAGAAAAGAAAAAGAAAAGGGAUCGAUAAUUGAACACCACUACCACCACAAACUACGAAUAUAAUGGCCCCGCCAAUUUUCCUCCUCGCAAUCCUCCUCUCAUUCCUCUCCCUCACCACCCUCACAUUCGCCCAAACAUCCACAACCCCCGCAUCCACAACCUCUACUGUCAUACCCGCCAUCGUCCCCAGCGCGUCGUCAUACACAUACGUGGGAUGUUACAACGAAACCCUUAAUACAAAUACCACAGGCGGAUUACGGUCUCUCAAUGGUGGCGUCACGGAAGCACUCGAUGUCAUGACGAUACCGCUUUGCAUGGCAUUUUGUAAAUCAAACGGUUAUGCAUAUGCGGGGAUUGAAUACACUCGAGAAUGCUACUGCGCGCAAUAUCUGUCCGCUCUCGCCCCCAAAGUCGACGAUGCGAAAUGCGAUCUCCCGUGUAAAGGAAACGCCAGCCAGAUAUGUGGCGGCUCGUGGACACUCUCGGUGUAUUUGCAAGAUGGGAGUCAGAAGGGGGGCGCGGGUAGGGGGGGAGGGACAAGCGCGGGAAAACAGGCGCUGGUGGCGUUGGGGGUUACGUUUGGAGGGUUUUUGGCUUUUUGUUGACGGAGGGAGAGACGGUAUGAUUGAUGUGAAGAUGAAGAUGAGGGAGAAGAAAAGGGAAAGGGACUUGGGAUAGACAGGAAUAUGGAGUUCGGUAACCAAUAAUUGGAAUGACAAGCGAGCCGAGAUCAGUAAUCAAAGGGAGUUGGACGACAGUCAGCAAUUUCGCAACACGACAAUCACGCCUCGAGAAGCA
Botrytis cinerea B05.10 is the source of this 960-nucleotide messenger RNA. RefSeq lists its product as hypothetical. Bases 225 to 767 code for a protein of 180 amino acids. The record is from RefSeq and is a predicted model, not a curated record. The transcript has 2 exons. Gene Ontology annotation, cellular component: plasma membrane. Lineage: Eukaryota; Fungi; Ascomycota; Leotiomycetes; Helotiales; Sclerotiniaceae.